AUCUGCAUUAGACGAUUCAACGAGUAAAAAUGACAGAAGUAAACAAAGAGACGAUUAUCUCAAACAUUAUCAUCGGAGCGAUAACGCGCUCGCUGAUGCUGUUUCCUACAUGACGUAUAAUGACGCAUAAAUUAUGCGGCAUAAUCAUAACAUUAUGCGCAUUGUUCGUGACAUCGUUGUGAACGUCAGUUCGUAACAUCAGUUGCUCCGCGUUGUUACGCUGUGCGACUGUGGGGCAAGAAAUAAGUUUAAUUUGUUCGACGACGUCACACGAUCGUUCGAUUUGAACAGCAAAUCGGAUUCUCACGCGAUUCUCACGUUUCGUAAAUUCUUUGUUCCAACGUGUUAUUGUGGAAUCAUGGUCAUUGGUUAAAAAAUACAUCAGCUGAGGAUUGAACUAGUGCGUCGCUUUUAUAUAGUGCAAGGACAUCAUGCUCUCGUACGUUGUGCUCGUAAUCUUGCCACUUGUUUCUGCUGACGUGAUACAUUAUCAACCGGAAGCGGUGCAUCUCUCUUACGGUGAUAACGUUCGUGACAUCGUCGUCACUUGGAGCACGAAAAAUGAUACGGAAGAGUCGAUAGUGGAGUAUGGCAUAGGUGGACUCAUUCUAAGAGCCGAAGGAAAUUCCACUCUCUUCGUCGAUGGUGGAGAGCAAAAACGAAGACAAUACAUCCACAGAGUAUGGCUGAAAAAUUUGACGCCCGAUAGCAAAUAUAUAUAUCACUGCGGCAGUCAUCAUGGCUGGUCGAACGUGUUUUAUAUGAGGACCAUGCCCGAGGACACCAUCCAUUGGUCACCGCAAAUAGUUAUUUUCGGUGACAUGGGCAAUGAGAAUGCGCAGAGUUUAUCGCGACUACAAGACGAGACUGAGCGUGGUUUAUACGAUGCUGCGAUUCACGUUGGCGAUUUCGCGUAUGACAUGCACACUGACGACGCACGCGUAGGGGACGAGUUCAUGCGGCAAAUCGAGUCCGUCGCUGCUUACAUACCGUACAUGACCGUACCUGGCAAUCACGAAGAGAGAUACAACUUCAGUAACUACAGAGCGCGAUUCACGAUGCCGGGUGACUCGGAGGGUUUGUGGUACAGUUUUAACUUGGGACCCGCGCAUUUCGUAGCUAUAGAAACCGAAGCUUACUACUUCAUGAAUUACGGUAUAAAGCAGUUAAUCAAGCAAUAUGAGUGGUUGGACAAGGAUCUGCGAGAAGCGAACAAGCCUGAAGCGAGGCUUCAACGACCGUGGAUAAUAACAUUCGGACAUCGGCCGAUGUAUUGUAGCAACGCGAAUGCAGACGACUGCACCAAUCAUGAGAGUCUAGUCAGGGUUGGAUUGCCAUUUUUGAAUUGGUUUGGACUGGAAGACCUGUUGCUCAAGCACAAAGUCGACCUGGAACUCUGGGCACACGAACACAGUUACGAGAGACUGUGGCCCAUGUACAAUUUCCAAGUGUACAAUGGUAGCUACGAAGAACCGUAUACAAAUUACAAAGCGCCCGUGCACAUAGUCACCGGGUCGGCCGGCUGCAAAGAGGGUCGAGAGAAAUUUGUUCCAAAUCAACCGGACUGGUCCGCGUAUCGUAGCUCGGAUUACGGUUACACGAGAAUGAAGCUAGUCAACAAUACUCAUCUCUACUUAGAACAGGUGUCUGAUGACAAAGAAGGCGCUGUUUUAGACAGAGUUUGGCUCAUAAAAGACAAUCCUUAUCCACAAUACGUGGAAGCUCAUUCUAUAGAAUAAUGGGAUGUAAAAUUUAAUUCUAAUUAGCUAUCAAGUAACAAGAUAAAACAACAGACGCAUAAAGAAGAUAAAUUAUUUCACAUACUCGAUAAAUUUUAGUUUAUCGAGUGACAUACAUGAAUCAGUGAACCAGGUAUUCCCUUCACUCUCCUUAGAUGUGAGUGUGUAUUAUAUGUAUAUAUAAUUAUAAUUCGAAUUUCUAAUACAGAUUUUACGCAAAUAGACAUCGUGAAUAAUAAAAUAUUUGCAUAGCUUUUACGUAUGAACAAGUAAAAAAGUAGCAAAUGCAAAACGUACAAUAUAAUCCUUUAAUUGUUAAAAUAUAAAUAUAUGUAUAUAUAUAUAUAUAAUUAUUAUAGUAUAUAUAUAAUAUAUAGUAUCGUAUAAUAAUAUAGUAUUAGUGUAUAAGAUUUUCGUUUUUCCAUCUAACUCUUUCACAAUUAAUUACUAUUCAGUGAUAAAUAUAUAUAACGUAUAGCCU
This is a messenger RNA of Ooceraea biroi (clonal raider ant), 2220 nucleotides long. RefSeq names its product acid phosphatase type 7. The record is from RefSeq and is a predicted model, not a curated record. NCBI's taxonomy places the organism in Eukaryota, Metazoa, Arthropoda, Insecta, Hymenoptera, Formicidae. Gene Ontology annotation, molecular function: acid phosphatase activity; metal ion binding.